AUGCCUCUAUUCAGCCUGAUGCCUCUAUUCAGCCUGAUGCCUCCACCCAGCCUGAUGCCUCUACCCAGCCUGAUGCCUCUACCCAGCCUGAUGCCUCUAUUCAGCCUGUAGGCCAGUUGACUCGAUGCCGCUAUCGAUCCAGACGACCCUGUGCCCGCUGUCGUGCCAAUUGACUCAGAACCCACUGUCGUGCCUGGUGACUCGGUGCCCACUGCCUUGCCAGAUGACGCGGUGCCCGCUGUCGAGCCAAAUGACCUGAUGCCUGGUGACCCGAUGCCCGCUGUCGAGCCAGACGAUCCAAUGUCUGACCCAGUGCCCGUGGUCAUGCCAGUUGACUCGGAACCCACUGUCGUGCCUGGUGACUCGGUGCCCACUGCCUUGCCAGAUGGUGACCCGAUGCCCGUUGUCGUGCCUGAUGACCCGGUGCCCGCCGCUCCGCCUGGGGGCCCGGUGCCCGCUGCUCCGCCUGGGGGCCCGGUGCCUGCUGCCCCUGCUGGGGGCCCGGUGCCCGCCGCUCCGCCUGGGGGCCCGGCACCCGCCGCUGCCUGUCCUGCCCCCUCCUGGUGGCCCGGUGCCUGCUGCUCCGCCUGGUGGCCCGGUGCCUGCCGCUCCGCCUGGUGAUCCGGUGUCCAGCUCGAUGUGCCUCUGCCCGGUGUCCAGCUCGAUGUGCCUCUGCCCGGGGUCCAGCUC
This is a messenger RNA of Staurois parvus, 690 nucleotides long. The record is from the annotation of a GenBank genome assembly. Lineage: Eukaryota; Metazoa; Chordata; Amphibia; Anura; Ranidae.